CGCGGCUUUUUUUUUUUCUUUCUGUGUUUCCGUCUGAUGUACCUAAUACCGAAGACAUUUCCCAAGAGACACUAACCCAGCCUGUCAAAAGUGGCUUGCUGUUAACUAGGUCCUGCCUCCUCCCCAGGUACCGCACACGGCUCGAUACGACGGCUGCAUAUGUGAGCUCGGUACACAUUCUGUGGGCAAGCUAUGUAGUUCGGCACAGAGGUACCGUACUGCACCGUUCUGUUCUGUACUGUACCUACUCCCUCCCUCCCUCCCUAUCUCCCGCCGAAACACACGCCCGCCCGGACAGGCAUUGGUAGCCUGGGCGGCACCACCAGAUUAUCUAUGACCCCUCCCUCCUCUCCCACCUGCUACUAAUAGUCUGGUUGGCUUUGCCAUUAUCCCUCCACCCCUCACCCGCUCUUGCACUCGCACCUCGAGCUCAAGCUCGAGCUGUCCUGUCGCCAUCCACGCCCUAACCGCCCGCCAUGUCGUCCUCUGUCUAUGGCCCGCAGGGCGUUGCCCACCCGUUCCCGCCAACCACCAUGACGGCGGCAACGGGCCUGGCCAACGGAUCCGCCACCACCACCACCACCGACGGCGGCCUCCUCCAGGGCCUGGCCGGGCCCCGCAUCUGCGCGCUGGUCCGGCCCGAGCGGGAGGCCAUGAGCGACGUCCGCCUGAUCGACAUCCCCGCCUCGGUCCCCCGCAGCAGCUGGCCGCCCAGGCCGCGGACCGACGCCCACGUGGCGCGCCAGCCGCUGGGCGACCUGACCCGGUUCCCGGACGAGCUGCUCCUGGCGACGGUGGGCUUCCUCGACUUCCAGUCGCUCGACCGCCUGCGCCAGAUCUCGCGCCGCGCCCGCGACAUCAUCGAGAGCCUCGAGGUCUGGCGCGAGCUGCUCCGCCACGCGCCCGCCCAGCUGCACGCCCUGCACCGCACGGGCCUGCUGGGCCUCCACCGCGCCUCGGGCCUGUUGGCCGCCCUGCGGUCCUCGGCCUGCGGCUCGUGCCGCGCCCACUUUGGGGGGUUCCUGUUUCUCUUGACGUGCGAGCGCGCCUGCCUCAGCUGCUUGCGCGAGAACGCGGCCCUGCGCCUGACCACGCCCGACCGCGCCGCCCGCUGCUUCUCCCUGUCGCCGGACCAGGUCGCGCGCCUGCUCCCGCACAUGACCACCAUCCCGCAGCGGAGGUACUCCGGCGCCCUGCGCGGCUGGUACAACGUCCCGACCCGGCUCGUCAGCAUCCGCCACGCAAAGGAGCUCUCGCUCGCGCUGCACGGCGGCGAGCUCCCGCCGCCCGUCGAGCCCGCCCGCACCGCCGACGGCAGGCUGCCCACGAGCUUCAACCCGCUCGACCCGCUCGUCUUCGCCUCCUUCCGCGACGCCCCGCUCGAGGCCCCCGCCCGGGACCUGUCGCUCGAGGAGCCGCUCCACGCGGUGCCCGACGACUUUAUGGGCGCCGCCAUCGUGCGGAUGCCGUCCCUCCGCGGGGGCGGCGGCGGCGGCGACGAGAGCGGCUGCUGCUCCCCGCUAGACCAUGGCGUCUACUGCGACGGGUGCCAGAAGGUGCGCAUGCUGUUCGAGCAGGGCAUGCUUCCCGGCCACGCGGCGCUGGAGCUGUUCCCGCCGGGGAUCAAGAGCCGGCGCCGCGUCGUCGAGGCCGGGGCGCAGCGCCUUUGGUCGACUGAGGGGUUCGUCGACCACGUCGCCAAGUGCUACGGGGCGCAGAUUCUGCUGCAAAGCAUGCCUGCUUGAGGAGGGGGAUAGCAAGAAGAGGGCACUGCGUGUUUUUUUUUGUAGUAUUAAAAAAGAGGCUCCAUCUAUGCUUUCGCUUCUACAAUAAACAAUAGCAAGU
This is a messenger RNA of Gaeumannomyces tritici R3-111a-1, 1845 nucleotides long. RefSeq lists its product as hypothetical. Gene Ontology annotation, molecular function: protein binding. Bases 477 to 1745 code for a protein of 422 amino acids. NCBI's taxonomy places the organism in Eukaryota, Fungi, Ascomycota, Sordariomycetes, Magnaporthales, Magnaporthaceae. The transcript has a single exon. The record is from RefSeq and is a predicted model, not a curated record.